Sphaeroforma arctica JP610 is the source of this 1818-nucleotide messenger RNA. RefSeq lists its product as hypothetical. The transcript has 4 exons. The record is from RefSeq and is a predicted model, not a curated record. Bases 542 to 1372 code for a protein of 276 amino acids. Gene Ontology annotation, biological process: regulation of transcription by RNA polymerase II. NCBI's taxonomy places the organism in Eukaryota, Ichthyosporea, Ichthyophonida. Gene Ontology annotation, molecular function: protein dimerization activity; RNA polymerase II cis-regulatory region sequence-specific DNA binding; DNA-binding transcription factor activity, RNA polymerase II-specific.
CGUAAAAAAAUUACGAUUGGAAUAGAUCGUGCUUUUUCAUAAUAUAUCAAGUCUAGCGGCAUACAUAGUCGCUGCAUAUAGCAAUAUAUUCUCUAUCGUCACCAUACUGCUGUGUCCACAAAUGUCCUUUAUGGAUAAUAAUCGGUUAAAUCUUCCUAGGUAGGACAAAAUAUAUAGAGCUAGAGCCAAAGAAACGACAAAUCGACGUUCGUGCAGGGUUUAGAGAAAACCAGUGCAUCGCCAGCAACGUACGCGUGUGUAGUGAUAUCUCUAUUCGGAAAUGAAAUAGCGAUCACUCGUGGAAGUCUUUGAAGUAGUAUUAUAGUCAAUCAAUAUCGUAUCGUAUCUUCGCCUGGGAAGGAGGAUAUAUCUGGGUGCUUAUGGUUCUCGACCCUGGUCCACUUCAGGUUGAAACGUAUUUAUACAUAUAUAUAUAUAUAUAUAUAUACAUUAUAAAGUUUGAAAGCCAAACUCGUUGUUAUAGGAUAUAUCAUUGUUUAUAUAGAAGCCACAGUACUGCACAAGCGCAAACCAGUUCAAGAUGACAAAUGAGGUUGUGGCUACUGGUAUGGACCUGCCACCGCAGCGCGGGUCGCUGGAUAUGACUGCGUUGCUUCAUGCAGCUGAGCUACUCAGAUUGGAAGAAGAGGGUACCUUGGAUCCCAAGACACUUGCCAGCUAUGGCUUGGAUCGCGAGAAGUUCUACGGUUGCGUUGCAGGGUCGUAUCGGUCAAGGUCCGUGUCGGAGUCAGGACUACCGAUCUACGGCACGACCAAUCAACAGCACAAUGACCAACAGUGCUCGUCAACUAUAGAGCAAUCGUAUAAUUCAGGCUCCUCAACGCACUCAACAAUCGGAAAGACAAAAAAGCGGUCGAUCAAAAAUCGGGAGAUGCACAACCUGCUCGAAAAGAACAGACGCGCACAUUUAAAGAGUUGUUUCGACGAUUUGCGUGAUUCUAUACCUGGGUUAGAAGACGGGAAGCAAUCGACUGUCUUAAUCAUCGAGAAGGCCUCAAAGCAUAUCACAGGCCUAAGUACGAAACACAAACAACAAUUAGCCGAAAUCAAUCGCCUGAGGCAUUUGAAUCAGUGGUGUGCGGAAAAACUGCUUGAGCUGGGAGGCAUGGACACGGAUGAGUUCGCUUCAGUUCAGUACGAAUGCACCCGGAGCUUAUUAACUCCAGAGUCUGAGACGGGAUCAACACAUGGCAGCUCGUCCGAAUCACAUGCCAGGCAACGAACGAUUUCUGAGUCUAGCGCGUCGAUGAAUCAGCAUGUGCUGCGAACAAUGAAUCCAGGAAUUUCCUCAUCAACGACGGGUCCUACUGAGCAGUAUCCUGUUGGAAUGGUGAUACCCACUUCCUCUUGAUUCUGUACAAGUUUAGUAUUCACAUACAAAAAUGCUGGUCGCACCAAAGCUGUAUUAUGGCCUCAGCUCCAGAGCAUACCACAGAUGCAUAUACAAGCUAGAAUGGCUUAACUUAAAGUGCUCCCAUCUACUGGAGAUCGGCAUCUCAGUAUCAAAUACCGAUGCCUUUGUUCUGCUAUGCCACGUCAUGCCCUAGAUUGUCAGGCGGAAGCUGACCUAUGCCAUUCAAAUCUUUCUAACAAAAGAGUGCCGACCAGACGAGCGUGUAGUAACGAUUAGGGUUGACCGGUCACAGGUUAGGUAUUAUCUCUGUUCAAGGAAAUGCACCAUGCCAUUGUAGUGCUCUUGAGAUAGAAUAAAACAGAACAGCACUGAGCUGAUGAUUAUUUUACUAUUCACGAGUAUACACAUAUUUUGUUUUCUAGUACUGCCCUUGACAACUACGG